Paramecium sonneborni is the source of this 678-nucleotide messenger RNA. Lineage: Eukaryota; Ciliophora; Oligohymenophorea; Peniculida; Parameciidae. The record is from the annotation of a GenBank genome assembly.
AUGUUCAACACUUGGAGAUUGCAUUUUAAAUCCUAAACUGUGUAUAACAGUUUUUGUAAAUUUAAGAUAAUAAAAUUGUGGUUGCAAAUGAAGAAUAACCAUCAAAGGAGAUAUGUGAAUUGCUUAUUCAAGAAUUAUAAUUAUAAUUAAGUAAAAGGAAAUAAGUUGAGUGGAAUUAUUAAGUAUUAAAAGAGGUAUUUUUAGAUAAUGAAAAAUAAAGAAAAGGAAAUUGGAAAUAUAAGUAUAAUAAGAUGAUAUAGCAGGUUUGAAAUAGGCUAUUACUUUAUUAGAACAAUAGAAUCAAAAUAUUUAAUAUAAGAUAAGAAAUGAUAAUCUAUGUUAAUAUGAUAAAAAUAUUAAUAAUUUAUAAUAAUAUCAGUAAAUAAAUCAAUUUAUAAAAUAGAGAAUUAAAUCGAUUCAAUAAAUCUUUGAGCCAUAAAAAUGAUGACCUUUAUUUUUUUAAAUCUAUCUUUAUUAGAGAAACUCUAGUGUGUUUAUAAGUAAGUAGAUUUAUUUUAAACUGAAUAACUUCUAUUCCCUUAUUUAUUUUAGAAGGAAAAAUACGAAGAUGCAUUGUAAUCAAUUAAAAAAAUUGUCUACGAUAUAAUUAAUUUAGAUAUCUAGAGGAGGCCUUAACAAUUUGUUGAUGUAGAUAUAAAGAAAAAGUUAGUAACAUGA